UGUACCUACUGUUCUCAACUCAUUUUGUAUUUUAUUUUAAUUAUUGUGUCGCUUUUAUAUUAAAACCUCAUACAAAUCAGUGUAAACAUUAUUUCCAUAUCAUCUUCGCCAACAGCCCGGAAUACCGAACUCACAAAAGCCCCGCCAAUCGGACCUUUAGUGUUAAAACGUUCAAUUAUAAAAAUAGUAAUUAUUAUAAUUGAACGUUAUCUUCGUAUAGAUAUAUAUUGAUAAGAUAAGAUUCAAAAUACAUACCCGCUGUUGACACAGUUGUAUGGCGAACAAUAGCAGCUAUGGGUAACGCUAAAUCCUAUCCAGGUCUUACACAAGACGUUUUGGAAGACUACACUAAUCUAACCUAUUUGAGUAAAGGCGAAAUAUUACAUCUGAUGAAGAAAUUUUAUUCGAUAAAUCCAGAUAAAUUGGAGGCUGACUAUCAAUACAGGUUCAGUAAAGAAGACAUUGUGAAUAAAUUUGAAGUUUUAAGGAACAAUCCCUUUCAAGAUCGUCUUUUCCGAGUGUUCUCCUCGCACGACGAUGGCCGUUUCUCAUUUGAAGACUUAUUGGAUCUGUGCUCAGCGAUGUGUCCGGAAUGUCCACUUGAAGUAAAAGCUGCGUGGGCGUUUAAAGUUUUUGAUCUGGACGAUGACAACCAAAUAUCAGCGAAGGAUAUUUGCCAGAUUAUAGACCGACUCACUUGGACUGGAAAUAAUCGUUCGAAUUUCCUCGAUCGCGAAUCAAAAGCAAAGAUAGCCGAAAUUAUCUUGGAAGAAACAAAAUUGGACAGCAGCGGCAGUAUCGGCCUAAGUGAAUUUAAAAUUAUGAUGUCCAGGAUACCGGAGUUUUCAUCGUCUUUUUACUUUAAAUUAUGAAAUCUUAAAAAAAUAUUGUAACAUUUCCUAUAACAAAUAAUUUUAAUACAGCCCUAACUAUAAUAAUAUAGCUAUAUUUUGUGCUUUAACAAGGCAGAUGAUGAUGAAAGUAAUUACACUUUUUUUUUCAAUCCGAAGGAAAUCGCAACAUACAUCGGUUGCGUAAUAUUUAGAGGAAAGUAGGCACAUGAGAUAUGUCUGUAUGAUAAUUAUGUGAAAUCCUAUUCGUAAGUAAGGACGCCUAGGCUACGAAUCCUUUGCUUACCUACCAUCUGAAGUAGGUACCUUA
Molecule: messenger RNA, 1161 nt
Organism: Bombyx mandarina (wild silkworm)
Lineage: Eukaryota; Metazoa; Arthropoda; Insecta; Lepidoptera; Bombycidae
Product: calcium and integrin-binding protein 1
Molecular function (GO): magnesium ion binding; calcium ion binding
Source: RefSeq, a predicted model, not a curated record